This is a messenger RNA of Desarmillaria tabescens, 372 nucleotides long. RefSeq lists its product as uncharacterized. The record is from RefSeq and is a predicted model, not a curated record. The coding region runs from base 1 to 372 and encodes 123 amino acids. The transcript has 2 exons. Lineage: Eukaryota; Fungi; Basidiomycota; Agaricomycetes; Agaricales; Physalacriaceae.
AUGACUGAUCCGUAUAACAUAGAGAACAUUAGUAUCUACAAAGUGGAAGCCAUGACAGGCAACGCGACCAUAUCAUAUCCCUUCACUGCUACAUGUCUGAAUAUCAACCUCACCCCACUCCUCCUAGGUCUUGCCGCCUCUACCGGCCUCCUUCUCGUAUUUUGGCUGGCUGGAAAACCCAUUGAGGGAGACUCUGGCAUCGAUACCAUUGGCGUCCUGCAGAUCGUAUGGCUAAUGCGUACACGUCCAGACCUGCAGAGGAUUGUUUCGGACGUCCACGAGCCUACUGUGGAGAAUCUGCGAGAGUCUGGAAUGGUGUACACGUCGAUGCAUUCGCAUGGCAAUGCCGAGAUGUGUCCGUUGACUGACUGA